Molecule: messenger RNA, 1106 nt
Organism: Triticum urartu
Lineage: Eukaryota; Viridiplantae; Streptophyta; Magnoliopsida; Poales; Poaceae
Source: RefSeq, a predicted model, not a curated record
AUGUCGCUUCCUCCAUCACCGCCGCUGCUGCCAAACACCAACGCCUCACCUACGCUGCCGCCAGCCCCGUCCGCGUCCAUGCCGGCGCUCACAUCCGGGACGGCCACCCCGACAGCGCCGAUCGCCACCGCGGCAGAGCCACCCCCCAUCCUCUCGCUCGAGGAGGUCUCGGGCACCCUUCGGAAGCUCGUCCAGGCGGUCAAAGGCAUCAGCCUCUACCUCGCCGGGAACCAGCCCCCGCCGCCGAGCGCCACCACCACCGCCUACGGGCCGCCGCCUCUUCCAUGGGCCGCCCCGACCUUCCAGUCGCCCUACGGAGGGCUGCCCCCGCCGCCGCUGCUGCUGCAGCACUACCCAACCAAGGGGAACCCUUGGCCCGCGUGGCCGGCCGCCACCGCACCGCUGGGGGACCCUCCCAGCAGCUUCUUCAGGCGCCCCCGCCGGCUACUUCGACGCUGGCUGCGGCGCCGCAGCUCCUCCCGGCGCCGCCAUCGUCGACUACAUCACCACCCGCGCCCAGGCCCACGGGUCGGCCCCUGCACCAGACCGUCCCUCCGGCUCGGCGACCUAUGCCCCGGAGAUCCCCGACCCGGCACACUCGCUGCCGCCGACUGCAGCCACCCCGGGCACGAUGGUCCGACACCCCCUCGCUUCGCCAAACUGGACUUCGCCACCUACGAGGGCACGGAGGACCCUCUCAACUGGCUCAACCAGUGCGAGCAGUUCUUUCGCGGGCAGCGGACGCUCGCUUCAGAUCGUACCUGGCUCGCGUCCUAUCAUCUCCGCGGCGCGGCGCAGACCUGGUACUACGCCCUCGAGCAGGACGAGGGCGGCAUGCCACCAUGGGAGCGCUUCCGGGAGCUCUGUCUUCUCCGGUUCGGGCCUCCUAUCCGCGGGAGCCGCCUGGCGGCCCUCGGCCGCUUACAGUUCACCUCCACGGUUCAGGACUACGCCGACCGCUUCCAGGCCCUGGCAUGCCACGCGCCGAGCGUCUCCGGGAUUCAGCGUGCCGAGUUAUUUGUGGGCGGUCUGCCGGACCAUAUUCGCGCGGACGUCGAGCUCCGGGAUCCCCCCGCCUCCAGACGGCCAUGUACUACGCCCUAGCU